AUGAUUAGGUUCCACAAAAUUCUCUCCUACCUUCUCUUGAUCAAUGUUGGUCUAUUGAUAUUGUUGGGUAAUAAUGGAGAAUCAAGUGCAACUCACUUUCCCUCCACAACACUUGAAUCAAAUGGUGAUGUCAUGCUACUUGAAAAUGUUGAUCAAUUUAGAAAACAAGGCUCGAAAGUUUUGGCUGAUAAUAAUUAUUACAAAACAAAAGAAAUCCUAGGAGGUUAUUAUCGAAGUCGCCAUCAUUCAUUUCCACCUGGUAAAUUUGUUCGUAUUUUACAUGAUGUUCCAUCCGGUCCAAGUCCCAUUCAUAACCCUGAAACCCCCCCUCCACCUAAUUAUGUUUAA
Messenger RNA from Vicia faba (fava bean), 348 nucleotides. NCBI's taxonomy places the organism in Eukaryota, Viridiplantae, Streptophyta, Magnoliopsida, Fabales, Fabaceae. The record is from the annotation of a GenBank genome assembly.